AUGAACAAUUCCAGAAAAGUUAUUUAUCAAAUAGGAGAACAUAGUAAUGAAGAAACAAUAAUAGCUGAUAAAUCUGAGCCAUCUUUAAUAACUAGCAUUAGUCUUAGUUCUACUGGUUCAACAAGCAAAAAGGCUAAGCGAUUUAAACAUUGUUCGCUUGCAUUCAAAAUUAUCGGACUCUUUAUGAUUAUUGGUAUUGUUCUCAUCGUUGCUUUUUUACCAAAUUAUAUUCGAAAUAAAAAUUUGGAAAAAAUGAAUAAUAAUAAUACAACAGAUCCAACAAAUGCUCAGUUACCUAAAAAUCUGUAA
This is a messenger RNA of Cokeromyces recurvatus, 309 nucleotides long. RefSeq lists its product as uncharacterized. The record is from RefSeq and is a predicted model, not a curated record. NCBI's taxonomy places the organism in Eukaryota, Fungi, Mucoromycota, Mucoromycetes, Mucorales, Mucoraceae. The coding region runs from base 1 to 309 and encodes 102 amino acids. The transcript has a single exon.